Messenger RNA from Stereum hirsutum FP-91666 SS1, 1059 nucleotides. RefSeq names its product rhamnolipids biosynthesis 3-oxoacyl-reductase. The record is from RefSeq and is a predicted model, not a curated record. The coding region runs from base 61 to 912 and encodes 283 amino acids. NCBI's taxonomy places the organism in Eukaryota, Fungi, Basidiomycota, Agaricomycetes, Russulales, Stereaceae. The transcript has 14 exons.
ACCACUAUCACCUCUUUCCUAUACUUCCACGCAGACCACCACUUCGAACCUCGGUUUUCAAUGUCUGACUACCCUUCUCUGAGCAUACCCAGUCUCUUCAAUGUACAAGGCAAAAUCGCUGUAGUCACCGGUGGUGGUAGCGGUAUAGGCACGAUGAUUGCUUCUGCUCUCGUCCUGAACGGCGCAAAGGUCUACAUUGCCUCUCGGAAAGAAAAGCAGCUGAAAGAGGUCUCAGAUCAGCUGAACAAGGCUGGACCUGGCUCGUGCGACUAUUUAGUCGCAGAUAUCAGUAGUCAAGCUGGCUGCCAGAAAUUGGUGGACGCCAUCAAGGCUAAAGAGAGCAAGAUUCAUAUACUAGUCAACAAUUCAGGAGCAACGUGGGGCGCCCCAUACGACAAUUUCCCCGAGAAAGAAGGCUGGGAUAAAAUUCUUGCGUUGAAUGUCAAGUCGAUAUUUUACCUCACUUCAGGAUUUACAGACCUCCUUGCGAAGGGUUCCACGAAUGCUGAUCCUAGAAGAGUCAUCAACAUUUCCUCGAUCGCAGGCCUUUCUCCUGUCGCCGAAGGAUCGCGUGUGGCUGCCCCUGGGACUGGUCUAUGGAGCUACAAUACGAGCAAAGCCGCUGUGAACCACCUCACGUCGCAACUCGCUGUGACUUUGGCUCCCAAGUAUAUCACAGUGAACGCCAUCCUCCCUGGUGUAUUCCCCUCAAAGAUGACAGCAUUCGGCUUCAAAAAGGUCGGAGGAUCUGACAAGAUGGCUAGUGGUCAUCCGUUCGGUCGAGUGGGAGAGCCGCGCGACAUGGCGGGUGUAGCCCUUUUCCUCACAAGCCCGGCGGCUGCGUACGUCACCGGAGCCCACAUCGUCGUUGAUGGAGGAGGAUUGGUUUCCGGCGCGAAAGCGCACUUGUGAUGACCUCUACUCACGGUCAGUAGCUGUUUCAGAUGUUGCUCGGAUGUACUAUGGAUAUAGGAUUAUGUAUCAUAUGAGCUUCGUGUAUGUGCCGCAAUGUCAGCGGUAGUCGGUGCCAAGUAGUUGCUUAUUUACGAUCGAAUCGAA